Messenger RNA from Ailuropoda melanoleuca (giant panda), 8306 nucleotides. RefSeq names its product neurocalcin delta (gene NCALD). Lineage: Eukaryota; Metazoa; Chordata; Mammalia; Carnivora; Ursidae. Gene Ontology annotation, molecular function: tubulin binding; actin binding; calcium ion binding. The record is from RefSeq and is a predicted model, not a curated record. Gene Ontology annotation, biological process: calcium-mediated signaling. Bases 600 to 1181 code for a protein of 193 amino acids. The transcript is spliced from 7 exons.
CAGUAGUGGAACCCAGAGGACGAAGUAGCAUGCAUUUGGGACUCAGGACCUGAAAGAUUUGCGUCCCUUGCCCUCAGGGACUCGGGAAGGGGUGUGCUGGGGAGAUGUGUUUGAGUGUUUUUCAGUGCAUACCGAUUUAUUUUUAGCUCCUAGAGAAGCAGGAUGUGCAAAGUGGGUUGUAUCAGCCCGGGAGGGGCAGGAGGUCUCCCUGUCCGCAGGAAAUACACAAGUUUCUUGCUGCAGAUGCUUGCUUUAACUUUCAAGCCCGGAGAAAGAAAGCCAUUCGGCUCUGGGAAGAUCUCCCCACCAGGGCCACUUUCUUCCUGCGGGUCUGUCUGAAGCUGCAGGCCAGGCCGGUCAAGUGUGCUUCUGCUGUUAAGGCUGGCCCCCAAUGAUGAGUGACUUCUUCUGACUUGAGCUUACAGCGUGCUUUGAGAAAUCUGCCACCAGAUUCUCUCGGCUUGGUCUCUGGGAACAACCCGCUAGUGACAGUCAUAAGGGCCAUAGAACUGCUGGUGAUAAAAUCUGUCGUGAUACCGUGGAAGGCUCUGUGAUCCAAGGUGCUACCUGCCUGCGUAUUCUGAACCCCCGCCGCCAGGAUGGGCAAACAGAACAGCAAGCUGCGCCCAGAGGUCAUGCAGGAUUUGCUGGAAAGCACGGACUUCACGGAGCACGAGAUCCAGGAAUGGUAUAAGGGCUUCUUGAGAGACUGCCCUAGUGGACAUUUGUCAAUGGAAGAGUUUAAGAAAAUUUACGGGAACUUUUUCCCUUACGGGGAUGCUUCCAAAUUUGCAGAGCACGUCUUCCGCACCUUCGAUGCCAAUGGAGAUGGGACAAUAGACUUUAGAGAAUUCAUCAUAGCCUUGAGCGUGACAUCGAGGGGAAAGCUGGAGCAGAAGCUGAAAUGGGCCUUCAGCAUGUAUGACCUGGAUGGAAACGGCUACAUCAGCAAGGCGGAAAUGCUAGAGAUCGUGCAGGCGAUCUAUAAGAUGGUUUCCUCCGUAAUGAAAAUGCCUGAAGAUGAGUCAACCCCCGAGAAAAGGACAGAAAAGAUUUUCCGCCAGAUGGACACCAACAGAGAUGGAAAACUGUCCCUGGAGGAGUUCAUCCGAGGGGCCAAGAGCGACCCGUCCAUUGUGCGCCUCCUGCAGUGUGACCCCAGCAGUGCCGGCCAGUUCUGAGCGCCGCACCCCACGGAUCGUAGAGCUGCUUGUGUUCCCUUUCGACCUUUCUUUUUAACGUUUUUUUUUUUUUUUUGCCAAACAAUAUUGACGGUGAUGCUGUCCCCGGUGCGCUCAGACGCACGUUCCCCGUGCCGCCCUCAGCUUCCUCUGUGGUGGGAAUGCGCAGAGCCCCAGCGCGCUUGCAGGGAGCAUGGGCAGUGCUGUCGGGCACAGACUCCACGGUGUUCGCUGUUCUAUGAUUUCCCAUCGUUCUCAUUGUUAUUUUGCUUCUGCUUCCAGUAUCUCUGUUCUCAAACUGAAGACUCGGGGAGGCAAGAGAAGGGAAAACAGUCCAGUCCCAGGAUUCUGUGGCAAGCCUCCAGGGGCUUGUUUGAAACACAGAACUCCCCACCUGGGUCUGGAGCCACACGCGCCCUCCGCCCUCCGGGUUCCCAAGGACAAGGGACCCUCCCGGGCCAGGCUCGGAAAGGGGCCCGGAGGCCUCCACUCCACCCUCUUCCCCAGCAGGCUGUAGUGUCUAAGCUGUGAACAUUUCAAGGUCGAUUCAGAGAGAAGAGGAAAAAGAGGGCUCAGCUGUUUCUUCACACGUUUACACUAGUUGAGCUAAGAUGAGUUUCUUUGGAAAUUAAACACAAAUGGUAACUUAUAUAACAAACCUAGACCCAUCUUGUUGCCUAUUGUGAUUAAAAAAAAAAGACAGCUGUAUAUAAAAUAUUGGGUAUUGCAGACCAAAUUAAGUGUUUUGCCUUGUUUAAAUGAAAUGCAUGUUUAGUGAGCACUAAUACAAUCUUGCUACAGGAGACUGUUUUAGUAGCUUAAUGUGAAGUAAGCCAACUAUGAUGAAUGUCUGUGUCUUGUUUUAAAGUCGUAUCUGUCUUGGCACAAAUGCAUCAGUCAACAGGUAUAUUUCGCAUAUUCCAGAGAAGUGCAAAGUCACCAUGACUAGGGCCCAACCUUCAUUUUGAAUGCACUCCCAGAGCGGCAGUGCCUGGAGGACAGCAGCAGGCCAGGCCGACGUGGGACACGUCCGUCGGAGCACCAGAAGACUAAUCUUCCUGGGAGAUGGGAGGCGCUGGGCGGCCCACUCCGCCCAGCAGCACCACGUAAGGUGCUUUUCUGAGCAGAUCAAUAUUCUGUCGACCCGGAAAAAAAGGAAUACCACAAAUUUCUUGGGACUUCCCAAUGGUUUAAUCCACAUUAUGGUUAGGGAGCCAUAGCUGCAAUGUUGACCUUUUCAUGUCCCCGGUGGCCCUUCAAAGAGUCCAAGGUCGGGCAGUCAGCUGACUGGUCGUGAAGAAGGCACGGCCCGGGCGGCUGUGCUUCCCAGGGCCCACUGUGGGGAAUCCGUAAAUAUUUUCCAUCACUGUGUUCUUUGAAUGCUGAUUUCUAUUUUCAGACGUGACAGUGGAAAUUUGAGUCACUCUUUGGUCUGGUGACCUCACAUACACUAAUUGGAAUUGAAAGUUAAGAGAAAAAAAUGCUGAUCACAAAUAAGCCAGUCAUAUUUUCACAAGCAGUAGGCCUGGGGAAGUCCAAACACUCAAGGACGUAGACGGGAGGACCUGCCCCGACAGGAGGCAGAGAGGUCCCUAGUGGGUUUAUCUGCAGCCAAGCUACUUCCUAUAGGCCAUGACUCACAGAAAGACAAACAGAACCAUGAGGAAGAUGAUGCUGAGCCAUUCUAACUCCAGAUUCUUCUGUAUUACUUGAGUCCCUUUUAAUUGGUUGCAAAAAUCCGAAUUUGUAUGGUUGACCAAAAUGAACCAACUUUGCAGGAUGAAAUUUGGAGACCUAGACAUGGUAAAAUCCUCUUCAUCUUCCUCUGAGUGUCCGUUCCUCACAGUGGGUCUCUCCUAAGACUUGCCAUGGCCGAGUGGUAAGAUCUGGGUUUGAAAACUAGGGAAUUAAACUAAGAGGCAGAGGGCACAGUGAACGAGGGGCCCAGCAGAGGCCCUGGUCACGUUCAGGAAGUGCAUCCCCCUGCCCCCCCCCCCAAGCUCUGGACUGAAGACCUAAUUCCCCCUUUUGGUUCUCCUUAGAAGGUGAGUCAGUUAAUGUCGGGGCAAGCCCACCUGAGCUCUACCCUCGGUCAGGAUAUCUUGUUGAGCCAGACUCACCCAGUUCCCCAGAACUGAAAACUGGAGUGAGGAGCAAGGAAGAGGGGCUCCAGCUGUUUAGGAGGGAAAACAGAGCCAGACACACAGCUAAUGAGUGCCGACAUGCCUGGGAUGUAUGCAAAUAGUCUUGUCCUGGCCUGCCACCGACCCUGUCUGUAUUUUCUCGAUGGUUGUUUUUUUCCUUCUACUCCUUCCCAGGAAGGGCUUUGUAUGUCUAAUCCAAUGCACUUACAUUUGGCCAAGGGACUCUGCAGCACCCAGAAGGCUGAAUGACUAAAGGUUUAGGUCAUUCCUGUGCCGGGCUGUUCAUUGUCAUUGCUGUGGUGCGGGACCUCUGGAAAUGGAGUCUGUUCUGUCUGAAAUCAAGCCAGUCUGUGAUGUUCAAGGGACUGGAAUAAAGUGGCUUAUGACUUGAAGGACAACACAGAGUGGCCGACUGUUCAUACCCUUGCUUAGGGUGGGGAAGGGGUGCAGUUCCAUCCCUUUUAUAUGUCCCAGGGGACCCUUUCCACAAAUGGAUUUAAUAAUAUACACAACCCUGGAACGAUGAGAGGGUUUGGGGUGCAGACCCCCUGUGCAAACAUCCACAUAUAACUUUCGAUUCCCCAGAAUUUAACUACCAAAAGCUACUGUUGACCAGAAGCCUUACUGAUAACAUAAACAGUCGGUUAACGCCUGUUUUGUAUGCUGGGUGUAUUAUACACUGUAUUCUUACCAUAAAGCAAGCCAGACACAAGAAAGUUAUUAAGAAAGCCACGAGGAAGAGAAAAUGCGGAUACAGGACUAUCCUGUAUUUACUGAGAAAAAUCUACAUGGAAGCGCACCCGCGUAGUUCAGAGCCGUGCUGUUCCAGGAGCACGUCUGUCUUUGCAGAGCCCAGCUUACGGAGCGUUCCCUGUGUCAUGACCUCGUGCCGCUCGAGCCUGGCAUGAUUGUCUGGGACGUGAGGGUUUGGGGCCUAAACCGCCGGCCCGGCUGAAUCUGCCUGAGCGAGGAGGGCCCGGGUGCCGCCCGCCCAGAGACGCGGGAGCCCGAGCUCGGAGGGGAGGCCGGGCAGGCGCCGAGCCCACAGCCCUGUCCGAUCGCGCCUUGGUCGGCGUGGGCCUCCUCACGGCCCUCCGCUCACGUACUUCUCGGCCCGCGCUUUCUUCUCACCGCCCCUCCUGCCUCACGACUGGAGCUGCGGACUCUAGUCCGAGCACGAGGAGCGAUGGAGGGCGACUUCCUCUCAGUGACAAAUGAACACGCUCUUCUCCCGUCUCAGUCUGGUGAAGAGUUAGGUGAGGCUUCGGGUUAGGGUGGGUAGAAAAGAUGACGCGACGCAGACUCCACACCCUCAGAGCGAAUUCACAUGAGCGUUGUGGUUUUGUUGUUUGUUUUUCUGUCGUUGUCAUUGGCCCCACCUCCAGCACAGAAUCCCGUUAAUCUAGAGAAAAGGGACUGAGCGUCCGCUACAGCAGGUGACUCGUGGGCCGACUAGAUCUCCUGUAGGAACUGAGGUGGCCUGCGGGGCUUCUGUCUUUGCUUCACAAUUUGUCCCUACGGACCAGCAGGGGACACUCCGGAGUCCUGAACAUGGACACCCUGUCAUCCCCGGCACCGACGGUGAGGUGGCUGGCGGCCGCCAACCUGAUCAGGAGCCGCAUUCCUGCACCUGCUGGAGGCCAACCUGGCAAUUUCUGGCAGAUUUCCAACACUGAGGCUCCUAUUUUCAGGGCAUUGUCCUAAUACCCCGCCCCCCGCCGGAUCCCCUCACAGCCCAGUCCAGGCACGGAGGGGCGCACUGGGUGAGGGGGAAUCUGAGUGUUUCCCGAAGUCGAGGUAGAGAGAGCACGAGAACUGUCUUGGCAAGAAACGGAGAUACUUCACACAUGCCUCUCUUGGCCUGGGUAUGCCCAGCACUCUGCUGAAAUUUUGUUUUUUGAGGUGGCUGAAGAGAUAAGAGAAAGAACAUAGAGACCUGUAUUUUCCGAGGCAGUGGAGUAUCAGCUAAAUCCACCUAAAAUACAAAGGUGUUGCAGAGUGAAAAAUGCUCAGGCCAAGGGUCUAACUGAUGGUACCUUCAUUUCAGACAGGUUUCUCUCCGCUGGAACGCUGACAAUGACUUAGGUCCUGGAUACUUGCCGCACUGGGAGCGAAUGUGUCGUGCGUGGUCCCAGACAUCCCUGGGCUUACAAACGACGGUCAUUCGGAGAACAUUCCACGGUGUAGAGCUAACCCCCCAGGGCAGCUCGGGGGGGGGAGAAGGGCCUUCCAGAGGCUUAUUUCAUGACUUCUUUUCUCAGCACUAUUCCAGGAAAUAGAUGGCAUUGUAAGUGUUCUCUAGAAGGGAUGGUCACAAUACUUCAAACUUCUGGGUAGUGCAGCCUGCCAACCCUUAUUAAAUACUCACAGCUUCUACCAUCAUACACAUGUAGACAGAUGGACAGACUCAGAAAAUGUAUCUUUCCAAUACCAGUAUUCAGCCACUUUACUGUGCUCGCACGGAGUGUUCAGUGGUGACCCAGCACCACACCAAGUCCUGGCGGUGUGUGCAUGCUGGGGGGUGGGCAGGAGUUAUUAGCAAGAAAGUAGGAGGCCAAGCUCACGCUCGAGCUGGUAAGUCCUGUCCAGCACCCUGAAUCCAAUCACAAAGCAAUCUACAUCUGUCGCUACAGCGGAGCAGAAAGCAAGCUCUUUCCUGAGUGGUGCGCGAGAGGUGUUUGCUACGCAGGAAACAAGCCGGUAACAUUUGUCUUUAGUGCCCUUUCAACAUCCCCUCUCUUUUGCCACUUCUGGCUGAUCAGAAGCCCCCCCACUGUUUCCCAGAAUUCCAGAGUCUCCAAAAUUAACUCAUGCACCCCUUUAGCAGAGCUCAGAAAAGUGUAGGGAUGAAGGACCCUGAGGACAAAAGGUGUAACAGCUUAAGGUGGUAGAGCAGAAAACCCAUUCAGGGAAUGUUUACUUGUAAGAGUAGAGCCCCAGUGAACUUCUAUUGGAGAACUUUUAGACCUUUGCGGUCACUAAAGCGGGGUGUUCAGAUCUUCCCUUUUGAGACCCUGCUGCUGGAAGCGCAGCCAGCUGAUUGACAGGCUCCAGCUGCAAUCUUUGGAGCCACCUCGGCAUUUACUCUGAGGCCGAGCUCUCCGGGGCGUCAGUGACUGCGCGUGGUGGGGGUAUCAGAACUGAGCCAUUCUUGCCCCACAUGGGAUUCUUCCUGCGGGUGACCCUCACUCGAGGAGACUCUGGGGGGCCUGGCUGAGGCAGUCUGAGGCUCCUCCUGCCCAAGCUUCCUCCCUUCCUUCCUUUCACAGGGGUUAGUCCACAUGCUUUCCCUGUCUCCCCCUGCUUAUUUCCCCUUCAUCAUUCACAUGAAUUCCCCCAAUAAAUCUCUUGAAUGUCUAAUCCCAUCUUGGCUUCUGCUUCUUGGAGGACCUGAACUGACACAGUGGCCAUCCCCUCCCCAUUCCCAUUGACCCUCAGAUAUAUGGGCUCAGACACUCGAGUAGGCAGCCUUCUCAAAGCGAGAUUCACAUUGGUGAUUUCUCAUGUUGUACGAGAAGGGUUAAGGGUAGGAGUUGUGUGCCUUAGAUCUGGGGUGAUGACAGAGCUCUGGCUCUCCCAGGGUGACCCUUUAUUAUUGUACUAAAGACACCAGGCCACCCUCACUUUGCACAUACAUCCCUGCCUCAAAGGGCGGACUGUGUCCAACCUGCCUCUUUGUCUCCAGCCUGGGCCAUAGCGCCUGGACCACAGUAACUGGACUGAAUUAGCACAGACAGUGGCAGGCAAGAGCCAGGACUGGACCCUGUGGCCCUGACCACCGGUAAUCCUCACCCACCUGACCUGAGUCCCUCACCAGGAGGUGGAGGGUGGGGUGGCACACACGGCCAGCAGAGUUCAUUAACAGCAGAGCCUUGGCGGCCACAGGCCACAGGAGGGACAACCUCAGGGCAGAUGUGGAGGCCAGCUGCAGCUUCUGCAGGACCUACUCAGGCCUGUGGGUCCACUCGAAUGCCCAUGGAGGCUGCAGAACAUGGAGUGUGGCAAACAGGCCUUGUAGCCCAUUGCUAAUCCCGUGAUCCCUCCUCCAUCAUCUCCCCACCCCGCCUCCUCUUCCCUGCCCUCGUCCAGGCAUCGAAGCUGCUGGGGGCGCUACUGGGGUUAAAGUUGUCAGAGAAGACGUCCUUGAGGCAAAUUUUUAACCAAGAUUCGGAAGCCGUGGACAUGGACAGUGUGAGGUGCGGGAGGAUGUAGAACGCUGCUGGUUGGGAGCGGAGGGGCUCUCUGGCGGACCACGGCUGAAGAGCAUGGCGGCUCGGUGGGGCAGCAGCGGGCCAGAGACCGUCACGGUAUGACUGCAGUUUAGCCACGUGCUUUCAGAGGCUGGUACAGAUGAACUGAAGAGCCGCCAUGUUCUUGUGAUAACUCAAGUGGGGGUGAGUGAACUGGGAGUGAGGAAGGUAAAAGCGUGCGCACAGAACCUACUCCCUGCCCUGAGGUGGCCAAGAAUAACCACUCUGGUGGCCCGUCACUGCCACACGGAAGGCCUCUUGAUUUCUUCAGCUCUCUUCCCAUGUAACCUUGCGGUGGAGCAAAAUCCACAGGAUGAAGACACGCCUGCUGUGUUGAAGCCUAGGACCCGAAGGUGCCCCGGGGGAGCCUAGAAUCUUCCCAAGGCCACACUGAAGCUUCCUUCCAACAAGGCGAAAAGCCCCAACACAAGCACCAGACACUGUCAUUUACUCUGACGUUAUGAAUAUUUAUUUUUUUCUUUUUAAAAAUGUACAAAAAAUAAAAUAACUGUAUUUAUAGUUUAUAGAUUCCCCCUCUCCCAUUUACAAAACUAUUAAGUUACAUUUGCCUUUUUUUUUUUUUAAACAUGAGAGCAAAAAUUGUCCAUCCAUCAACUCCCUUGCUUGUUUUUAAGAAAGGGCCUUUCACAGAAUUUGGCACAAACCCUCUGGUUCUGUUGUAUUUUCCUAAUUUUAAAUAAGAAGGAAAAUAAAUGUUUGAAUCAUUUCAU